CACUUGAUCUGCGGCGGGGCCAGCUAAGUAGUUAUCCAGCGCUGAUUCCAUGCCUUCUUCCAUUUCCAGCAGCAGCAGCAACAGCAGCAGCAGCAGCCGCAGGCUUUUCAAUCGCCCGGAUCCCACAUUCGCCACGCUCACCUUCCAGGAUGAGCAGCCAUCGCAGUCAGCGCAGCCAUCGCAGCCAUCGCAGUCGGCGCCGCCAACACAGUCGACCACUGGAGAGUCCGCUGCCAGCGUGGAGAGCGUGGUGACCAGCCAGCCGCGCGCCCACUUCACGAGCAGCCAUCACCAUUACCAUCUGCCGCACCAGUUCCAGCAUCCGCACCACCAGAACCACCACACGCACAGUGUCCGUGUGCCCACGCCCACGGUGCCGAGCAGCUAUACGCCGGCCACGGAUCCGGACGGCCGUUCGCCGAGCAACCUGCGACGGGCUGCAGCGCCAGCGGCGUCAGCGGCGUCAGCGGCGAGCGGCACGCUGACGGCGACGCCCAGCGAUGCUGGGCACGUGACGGUGUCCGUGUCGCCGGGCCGCAUGUCUGCACGCUCCUCGCAGCAUCACGUCACCAUCGAUGAGUCCAACUUGCCCACCAAGUGCAAUACGGAGCGUGCCGGACCCAGCGGCCUGAUACUCGUCGGCGGCGAGGGGGAUGGCGACGAGAAUGCCGGACCCGGCGGCGACAGCUCGGAGCCGCCCUCCUCGCCGGGCAGCAGCUCCCAGUGCCAGGAUCGCCAGAGCGGCCAGCUGGCCCUCAUGUACCACUCGCAUCAGCUGACCAACUAUCCGGUGAUGCCGGCCAUCAAGCGCACGCACCGCCCCUCCUUUGUCUAUCCGCCAAUGCCGCGCGUCAAGGCCGGCGAUGCUCUGGCCACACUCUUCUCGGCUCUCUACGGCAAGCUGCUCGUGGUCAUGGGCGUGGCCUUUCCCAUGGCCGAAGUUAUAUCCACCUACAUACCGCCAUCGUUCUAUGAAGUUUACUACUUGUAUUUGUAUAUUGGAAGCAUGAUCUUUUUGCUGUUCAUGUACGCCACGCUGCUCUGGGGACGACCCAAGCUGCCGGUGCCCGUGGCCACCUCGCCGAGCAAGAGCACGUCCAAGGUGAACGCCUCGGACAGCAUGGACGAAUCGGACACGGACAGCACCACGACGCGGCGCCGCAUCCAGCCGGCCAUACCGGUGCGUCGUCCGUCGCUGCUGUCGCCGCUCGGACGGCAGCACCACUACGGCAGCUUCUACUUGCGCAUGGGAGCAGUGGCAUUCGGCAUUGGCAGCAUGAUCUAUUCGGGCCUGGAGUUUGGGCAGUACUUCGAGCUGAAUCCGGACACCAAGUGCCACAAUGUGCUGCUCGCACUGACGCCAGCGACGCGCAUGGCCUUCAUCUUCAUUCAGAUGUACUUCAUAUUCCUGAACAACGAACAGAUCAAGGUCUACCGCUACAAGAUCAUCGCCCGCUUCGGCCUGAUGCACAUGAUCGGCACCAAUCUGGCCGUCUGGCUGAACGUGCUGAUCCAGGAGACGAAGCACGAGAUACUGACCUUUUAUAAUCCCGAAAAUCGCACGCUUCGCAUCUCGCAUCGCAUUCCGGGACACUCGCGCGGACACGCUGUCAUCGCCCACGAUCCGACGGCCCAUUUGCGGGUGCCGCGCGGCCUGAAGGGUCCCUACCAGAUCUUCGAGUGCCGGCGCACCAACAUCAUUGGCACCCUCGUGCAGGACGCCUCGCCCUUCCUGUUCCCCUGCACCAUCGAGUACUCGCUGAUCUGCGCGGCCAUCCUGUACGUGAUGUGGCGCAGCAUUUCACGGCCGCAAACGCCCACGCCCCAGCGACCGGACAUGAUUAGCUCGCCGAUGAAGCGCUCGCCGCACCACUACUCCGUGGACUGUGCCCGGGCCCACAAGGGCCUCUUCGUGGGCAUACUGAUCCUGGUGCUGACCAUCAUCUCGCUGAUCAUAUUCUUUGUGCUGAUCUCGCGGCCGGAGUUCGUGGCGCUGGCCGUCACCGAGGUGACCAUCUGCGAGCUGCUCAUCUACGGCACGGCGACCAUAGCCACGCUGCUGGGCAUGAUCCAGAUACGGCACUUGCAGUACGAUGCCUAUCGCAGCUUCUCCCUGGACGACAUCCUGCUGGUGGGCGCGCAGACCGGCUCGUUUCUGUACAACAUCUUCACGGUCAUUGCCGGGCACUUUACGCUGCGCAGCGACGACAUGCUGGUGCCCAUCAAUGCGCUGGCCUCCAUUGUGCAGACCGCCUGUCAGACGAUGUUCAUCCUGGACGCCAGCCGGCGGCAGGCCGUCAGUCCGGAGCACAUACGCAAGAAGCCCGGCCGUGAAAUCGUCACGUUCAUGCUGGUGGUGAAUCUGGCCAUGUGGGCCAUCAGCACGCUGGAGAAGUCGCGCGCCGAGUCGCAUCCCAUACAGCUGAACUUCUACGGACUGUGGGCCUGGACCAUUAUCACGCACGUGUCGAUGCCGUUGGCCAUAUUCUAUCGGUUCCACUCGACGGUCUGCCUGUGCGAGAUCUGGAAGCGGGCCUACAAGCUAAAGCCGACGUACAUGUGAGAAUUCGCCCGCAUGCGCAU
This is a messenger RNA of Drosophila navojoa, 2583 nucleotides long. RefSeq names its product proton channel otopetrin-like c (gene OtopLc). The record is from RefSeq and is a predicted model, not a curated record. Gene Ontology annotation, molecular function: proton channel activity. Gene Ontology annotation, cellular component: membrane. NCBI's taxonomy places the organism in Eukaryota, Metazoa, Arthropoda, Insecta, Diptera, Drosophilidae. Gene Ontology annotation, biological process: proton transmembrane transport.